Fusarium oxysporum Fo47 is the source of this 657-nucleotide messenger RNA. RefSeq lists its product as uncharacterized. The transcript has 4 exons. NCBI's taxonomy places the organism in Eukaryota, Fungi, Ascomycota, Sordariomycetes, Hypocreales, Nectriaceae. The coding region runs from base 1 to 657 and encodes 218 amino acids. Gene Ontology annotation, biological process: nicotianamine biosynthetic process. Gene Ontology annotation, molecular function: nicotianamine synthase activity. The record is from RefSeq and is a predicted model, not a curated record.
AUGAACAGAACCGUUCACAACAGCAUCAUCGACGACAGUCACCAAGGAUGUGCGACUGUUAAAAUGGCAGCGGCACCGCUGGCGAAGCUUAAACCGACUUUCUCGAGCUCCAGAGCCGCCAUGCGCUCUUCGAAGCCGACAUUACUAGGCUUCACAUCCACCCCCGGGUCCAUAGCCAUUCUGGGGUCUGGUGCAAUACCAGAGACAGCAGUCUGGGUGACCGGUUGGGCCAAGAAACAAGCCAGAACUGUGCAAAUCCACAGUCUGGAGCUUCUUCCCGAUCGCCUGGAGAAGAGUGUCAAGGUCCUCAACAGACUUUGCGAGGAUACGCAACACUGCACAUUUGAGGCUGACGAUAUCAAAGACGCUCCUCAGGACCUCCGCGAGCAUGACGUCGUUAACUUCAACGCCGAAGUUAGAUCGACAGCUUUGGAGGAAGAGAAUGUUUUGCUUAGCGUGGUGUAUCGUAUGAGGGCGGGCGCUUUUAUGCUGACGCGAAACACUCAUUCUAUCAAGACUAUGGCAUAUCCUCCAGCUAAGAUCCAAACUCAACGUCUGAUCAAGAGGUUGCGACCGGUCCUUACGUGCCAGCUGAAUGGCGAGCCUGGGAAGAACGCGAACGCGAGUUUUAUCAUUUCUAGGGUAUCCUAUGUAUAG